Molecule: messenger RNA, 4554 nt
Organism: Amoebophrya sp. A120
Lineage: Eukaryota; Dinophyceae; Syndiniales; Amoebophryaceae
Source: the annotation of a GenBank genome assembly
CGAAAAUAAGUAUAAACGAUCAUAUCGGUUGCACGAAUGAGAACUUGACUUCGAAAUGCCUCGCUUAACUCGCCGUAGCAGGAACGAACUUGAUUUCAACGAUUGAGCACACAAUCAUGGCAGCACAACCAGAAUUUUUCCAAUCAAUGAAUCAUUUUCAUCUCGCAGUCCCACCACCCCCCUGUUUUGACAGCAAUUACUGUGGCCCAGUUUUUUGAAAAUUUUCAUAGAUUUUGGUAGCCUCGCUCUCUUUUCGACCAGUUUCAUUGGUCCUCCACCGAGAUGAAUAUGUGGCAUGACACGACUUCGCAGAAGUUUUCUACAUCCUAGUAGCACCAACUCCGAGUUGUAGCCAAGCGUUUGUAUGCUUGGGCACAACUAACAGCAACUUCUAGCCUGUUCAUAGAGCAAGAGUUUCAACUUCGCAAUUUUAUUCUCGACCAAUAUCACAAGACCCUGAUCAAUAAAACGACCAUGGGCGAAAAUCCCCCGGAUAGUGGCAGCGCUGACACUUUACCGGCUGCGGAACUAGCUCGUACAAGUCCGGAGCAAAAUACAACUGCGAAAGUGGAGUUAAUAAAGCCCCCGGUUGCUACAACUACAACAGCUGCAGCCGCAGCCGCUUCUCCAACAUCACCCAUGCAACCAAGUGCAGCUUCUCCACCUGCUCCAGGUGCUGCAGAGCAAGCUGCAUCUCCACCCCCAGUUCAAAUCCCCUCUCCGGGUGGAACAGCUGUAACAGCAACAAAUCCCCCAGCACAUCCAACAGCUGCCCUCAGUCCCGGCAUGGCGGCCGCGUUGCCCAUGGCUUUGUCUCCCCAGCACCAGGAAAAACUACAGUCGGAUAACGAGUAUAAGAUGCAGAUGAUGAACCUGCUCUACGCGCAGAACGCGUACAUGCUGACGACGAUGGAAUUGCUACAGUGGCAGAGUGUGUAUGCGUUGCAAAAGUAUCUAUACUCGUAUAAAUGGCAAGGCUGCAUGACAGGUUCGCUUUCUUAGCUGAAUCUGCAUGACAAAUUGCAUUUUUGUUCCUGCGAAAAUUUGUAAUGCAAUUUAUACAAAGUGCGAUACUUUUGCAAUGCAUAAUGUGUACCAGAACUUGCAAACCGCGUACAAAGAGGAGCAAAUGAUGCAGUCCAUGAAUCAAUACUUCGCGUUGACGCAAAACACGGCCUACUACGCCGGAAUGAUGGCGCAGGCGGGGAUUCUAGGCGGCGGCGGUGUAGUUCCUCCAAUACAACACCCGGCCACAACCCCGCUUGGAGGUGUGCCUCCGUUGUACACGACUGGGGCAUCUACCGCUUCACCGCUUGGCGGUCCACCACCGCGAGCGGGAUUAUAUCAUCAUCCUGGGGCGGGUGGUCUUCCUCCUGCUGGUACUCCGACGUCGCCGAGCGGAAAUCAUUCUGGUGCUGGCAUUGCGGGGGCGAGUAGACCUGGCGUAGUAGGGGGGACGCAAAAAUCGUCCAGCAGCAGUGGUGGGAAGGAGAAGAAAUCGUAUAAAUUUAUUUUCGAUAUUGAUGGAGGUGGUUGUGUUUUUAUUUCCUUGCAACUACACGAUGAAUCGGUGGUACUAUGUGUGCAACAGCAACAUGACAAGAAGUGUAUGACUUGUAACUUUCGCACCACAAAUUUUCAAAAAAUUGUUCAGUGUCUUCUGCCGUCACGCGCCACAGCACAUGACGAUCCCUUCCUACCGCGACGACCCACAGUAUCGAGAGACCGUUUUUCAGCAUGCAGGAAGUACCGGCAAUACGCCCACAGCCGGCACAGGACCUCCAGGCGGAGUUUCAUCUGCGAGUACCACUUCUAGAGGGUCGUCGUUCAGAAAGCAGCCCGUGACCAAUCUCCGGGGGGAAUUCGACGAAACGGGGAGACAGAAACGCCCCGCGUUUCUCCCGGCGGACCACAUCCCUUUCUCCCCCAAAUCUGGGAAGCACAAGAUUCGGCUACCGGGCGAGUCGGAGGACGAGGAAAAGGAGGAAAAGCCGACCUUGAGACAGAGGAUUUUUGGCGGAGGGAAGAAGAGUACUAGUAAAACGAAGACAGCUAGUAGUACUUCUUCCUCUACUGCGAGUAGAAGUGCAAGUGCCGCGACCUCUUCUGCAGAUGGGAACGGAUCGGGAUCAACAUCUUCGUCCCCACGGAAAGAAGGCAACGAAAAUAACGGAGACCCCGAUGGCCCUACUGCAGUUGAGGAGACAGCGGAAGAAAAAAUGAAGCCGAACAGCAAGUACCACAAGCAAUUGGAGGAGAAAAAAAAGCUCGGGGAGGUCUCCUUGACCGCGCAGGAGGAAAAGGAUCUGAAGACGUUGAACGAAAAGAAGAAGAAAAACAGCUGGUGGAGGAGAUACCGGGUCGGGUUCGUGCUCAAAAUCGCGCUGAUUAUGGUGUUAUCAAAUGUAAAAAUGUCUGGGUCUGCAAGACUGCGCGAUUUGUCAUGCAGCUUUUCCAUGACCCAUGAGGUCUGGAAUGCAGGACCUAGCAUGACAGAGUCUGUGUGAUCUUUCUCAUGCCUAUCCUGCAUGAGAAACUGCCUCCCGACUUCGUCAACACUACACGACUUUUGGUAAUCAUGCAACACAGAUUUUUGCAUGCUUCCGAUUUAGCAUGACAAGUUGCAUUCUUCCAGACCCAGACAUUUUUACAUUUGAUAGGUGUUGCUGGAAGUGAAACUGGGCUGGUUUCUGGUCUACAUGGUCGGCGUCGUGCUGUUCUUCCUCGGGUAUUGUGUUUUGCUUUUGAUCCGUACAACUCGAUUAUACGUGCAUGUUUGCAAACAGAAAUUUUUUGGUUUUGAGUUUUCUUUGUAAUGCCGGUGCUCUGAUGUACGUGAAAACAUGCUCGGGUAGAGGUUUUGAUGUGCAACAUUUUUGCAAUGCAGCAAAAACAUCUAUUAUUUUCGCAAUACAACAACCUAACACAUCAGUUACCUCGAUUUUUUCGAGUCCUGGGCGAACAACACGACGAAAAAAUUUCCGCCUCUCUCCGAGCAACUUCUCAUGUUGGCCUCCCUGCGGGAAAAGCUGCGUAUGGACUCCAUGAAAAAUGAGGAGAGGGAGCGAAAGCGAAAGGGGUACAGAGAAGCCGGGGAGGAAGUAUCAAAGAAAAAAGUGUUAACCUUAUACGGUUUCCAGAGAUUGCAGCUAUGCAUGACAGAUUUUUCCUAGAAUGCAUGCUAUGCAAUACGAAUUCAGGUGGCACCGUUUCUGAUGCGGUCCUGCAUCACAAAUUUCGUUCACGUUAACGCUUUUUCCUGUGAUAGCAAGUGCCGGAGUUUCUGCUGGAGAAGAACGAUGAAAAAGAGUCGGCGCCAAAGUACCUUCCAGGGACAGAACCAGAGGGGGUGGAAAAGAAAAAGACAACAACUGAAAAAACAACUUCAUUCUCUAGUACAACAACUUCAAGUUGUAACUCUGAAAGUCCGACGAAAGUAGAACCAGCAGCGAAAGAUCCCCAAGGGGGAUUGGAAUUAACCGAGCAAAAGUCGUCGUCGUCAACAUUAACUUCUGACCCCAAUCCCAACGAGCCCGAGCAAAAUGCUUUCUCGCCGGAAGACGGGGCGAAGGGGGGUGCAGCUUCGAAGGCAGAAAACGACGGUUCUACUCCCUCUUUUAAAGAAGGAACAACCUCUACAUCAAAGGAAAAGAACGAGGAGAAAAACAAGCCAGAGGAAGAGCCUGUGGAAAAGCCUUUCAACUACAAAGACCCCUGCCUCCUUGUCAUACCCGAUAACCAAUACGGGAAACACUUUUUCUAUCAACUGGUCAUCUGUUUCCUGUUCACCUUAAACCCCGCGUGGACACCCAAUCCGGUAAGACUCGGGCUCUACUGCCCGGGUUGUCUGGGGGAUGAGGAGCCCGGAGCGGAAAAGAAAGAUGGAAAUAACGCGAAUAAUGCCGGUGCUGAUGCGAACAAUGCUGGUAAUGCCGAGGGCGGUGGCGACGAUAACGACGGGGCUGGAGCGGGGCUGGCCGGGUUUCUGUUCGACGACGCGGCGGGCUAAAAAUGAAUAGGGAGAGGAGAUGUUGGUCUACUUUUUCAGAUGAUGAAAACAACUACUGCCAAGGGGGUUUUUUGGUACUAGCAGAUGAACUGGUUUCCUUUUACUAGUACAACUACCCCGUAUAUGUAUGUUGAGAGUUGAGACCACCCCUCUAAGUUCAGCCCGAACGACAGAUCGAGGUCGACUUCAAAGAAGUAACAGAGUCGAGAGUUUACCACCUCAACACCACAGCGACCAAAUCUUUAUCUAAGUGUAGUACCACGUUUUUUCCAAAAUAACUUGAAAGUAUCGACGAUGUCUAAAGUAGUAUUCUAUUCACAGUUGUCACAGAUGAAGAUGAAACUUUAUCUCAAGCCAAGAGUCUAUGGCUGAUUGACGAGACUAGACUUUUCCUUGAGCUACAGUCUGAAGAUGGACUGAAAAUACACCCAAAAACCGAAAGAAACCUGAAAUAGUACAAGAGAGGUUGCUGCAUCGCAGAACUUUUUCAAAAACGAUAAAGCGACAUCAAGUCAUUUAAAUACCAGAGCGACAAAAUCAACAAU